AUGGAAUAUACAAAGGAAAAGAAAGUCGGUGAAGGUACUUAUGCGGUUGUUUACUUGGGUUCUCAACACUCUACUGGAAGAAAGAUUGCUGUAAAGGAGAUCAAAACAUCUGAAUUCAAAGAUGGUCUGGAUAUGUCAGCUAUACGUGAAGUUAAGUACCUACAAGAAAUGCAACAUCCAAACGUUAUUGAGUUAAUAGAUAUAUUUAUGGCUUAUGAUAAUUUAAACCUCGUUCUGGAGUUCCUACCCACUGACUUAGAGGUGGUAAUAAAAGACAAAUCGAUAUUGUUUACGCCGGCAGAUAUCAAGGCAUGGAUGCUUAUGACUUUGAGGGGCGUUUAUCAUUGCCACAGAAAUUUCAUUUUGCACAGGGAUUUGAAACCAAACAAUUUAUUAUUUUCACCAAAUGGCCAAAUAAAAGUAGCAGAUUUUGGUCUAGCAAGGGCUAUACCUGCCCCACACGAGAUACUGACAAGUAACGUUGUCACAAGAUGGUACAGAGCACCGGAACUUUUAUUUGGAGCCAAGCAUUACACAUCGGCUAUCGAUAUUUGGUCAGUGGGGGUUAUAUUUGCGGAGUUAAUGUUAAGGAUACCAUAUCUACCAGGACAGAAUGAUGUAGAUCAAAUGGAGGUAACGUUUCGGGCCUUAGGGACACCUACAGAUAGAGACUGGCCCGAAGUUUCUUCCUUUAUGACAUAUAACAAGUUGCAAAUAUACCCGCCCCCUUCAAGAGAUGAAUUGAGGAAAAGGUUCAUCGCUGCCAGUGAAUAUGCAUUAGAUUUUAUGUGUGGAAUGCUAAAGAUGAACCCACAAAAGAGGUGGACCGCUGUUCAGUGUUUAGAAAGUGAUUAUUUCAAAGAAUUACCACCACCCAGUGACCCCUCCACAAUAAAAAUACGUAGUUGA
Messenger RNA from Saccharomyces paradoxus, 909 nucleotides. RefSeq names its product TFIIH complex serine/threonine-protein kinase subunit KIN28 (gene KIN28). Bases 1 to 909 code for a protein of 302 amino acids. Gene Ontology annotation, cellular component: transcription factor TFIIH holo complex; transcription factor TFIIK complex; cytoplasm. NCBI's taxonomy places the organism in Eukaryota, Fungi, Ascomycota, Saccharomycetes, Saccharomycetales, Saccharomycetaceae. The transcript has 2 exons. The record is from RefSeq and is a predicted model, not a curated record. Gene Ontology annotation, biological process: protein phosphorylation; positive regulation of transcription by RNA polymerase II. Gene Ontology annotation, molecular function: ATP binding; RNA polymerase II CTD heptapeptide repeat kinase activity; cyclin-dependent protein serine/threonine kinase activity.